CUUUGGUACUAUGCGGUAGUCACUCCCCUUGUCAUAGUAUGGAGUAGGUACUCUUCGGUAGUGCUGAGAACUCAAAACCGUUCCGUGUACCAGCUACCCCACCCUUCCCCCCUCAAACGCAUACAGUGUACAGAAAACCCCAUUCAGGAAGAGAGAGGCUUGGGAGGAGCUCUUGUCCUACGCCCAAAACAGUCGGUUUGCUGUUGGGUCCAGCAUCUUUUGCGUGACGGCACGGCAUUAAUACCACCAUCAUCUGCUUUGUCGUCGCGAGCCCGAGACUUAUAACACCCGAAGCGACGCGGAAAAGCCGGGCUCUGCCCGCGACGCCGAGCUCUGGACUGUGCAGUUAGUCGCUGAGGGGGGACGACGAGCUGAGAGACAGAGAGAGACAGACAGAGAGAGGUUGUCCGUGGAAAGAGAAAAAAAGAUGCGGAUCGCGUGCCUUCAGUUCGCGCCGCAGGUUGCGGAUGUGGAAAACAACCUCAACAAGGCGGACGAGGUCCUCAACCAGGCGGAUUCCGACGAUCUAGACCUGGAUCUAUUGGUCCUUCCAGAACUGGCCUUCACCGGCUACAACUUCAAGUCAUUAACCCACAUAUCUCCCCAUCUUGAAGAAUCCAGCACGGGUAUCAGCUCGCUCUGGGCUCGGAAUACAGCCCUCAAGCAUGACUGCACCGUCGUCGUGGGAUACCCCGAAAAGGUAGAUCCGACGCUGAACUGGCCUACGGACCCCCAGUAUUACAACUCGGCAAUAGCUGUCAACGGCGAUGGCGAAACAGUGGCCAACUACCGCAAAUCCCAUCUGUAUUACACCGACGAGACUUGGGCUUUGGAGGGCUCCCAUGGCUUCUUUAAAGGACGGCUUCCAGGCUUAGGUCAAGCCGCCAUGGGGAUAUGCAUGGACCUCAAUCCUUACAAAUUUGAAGCUCCUUGGAACAAGUUCGAAUUUGGACAACAUGUCUUGGACAGUGGUGCUCGACUUGUCAUAGUUUCUAUGGCUUGGCUUACCAAUGAGGAUUCUCGAGAAUUCACCAGCACUCCCCUGGAACCCGAUAGCAUGACUUUAUUGUACUGGGUGUCUCGUCUUGAGCCGCUAAUUCGGGCAGAAUCGAACCAAGAAGUCAUUGUCGUCUUUGCGAACCGCUGUGGCAUCGAGGGCGAAGCAACUUAUGCCGGUACCAGUGCUGUUGUUGGCAUACAGUCUGGCGAAAUUUGGGUUUACGGUAUAAUGGGCCGCGGUGAAACGGGUCUGCUUGUCGUUGAUACCGAGUCUGAGCCGUAUGCUAGACUGUCUUACCAGCCGCUCCAGCCCAAUAUUCGAUCCGAAGACGAUGCCUCACCAGACCUGGAGAAAAACUCUGGCAAUGGCCCGUAUCAACACAAUGAGUCUCAUGACCAGUCUCGCGAAGACUAUGAGAAAUCAUCGAAGGCACCCAUUGACUCUUCAACGGACCAACAAGAAGAUGAUUUGCAUAUGUGGCUUAUGGGUAACUCGAUUGAUCCGGAUGUGCGACAAAACCACCAAUCUUCCGAGUACAACAAGGAAUAUGUUAACCACACGACAAACAAGCCGCAGGCUGAGAAUAUACAGAGAUCAUCAAGCUCAAAAUUGAAUAUCAAUUCCCUACAGCUCGAUAUUCCGCCUGAUCAAUACAUGCUCAGACGAUACCUCGAGGCUGAGUCUCCGAUAUCCCAUCUGGACUCAUUCAAACCCCCGAAUCAGUCCGCAACAGCACCUCCAGAGGAACUCCGGGGCUCGCGAAAAGAUCGAGAUGACUACGUAGCUUUCUACCCAGACAUGAUGGAAGAUGAGAAGCGGUUCAGCCUGCGAUCUGACGUGUCUGUCUGGAACAACGAACCUGGCCGGGUUCGCCAAAUAUCUGUCUCAAUGAUUGACGCCCCCGAAUUAUCGCAUCUAUCGACUCAAGAACGGCCCAGGACUGUUGAAGCGGGGAAUAGCGCCAGAUUUCAAGAAAGAAACAGAAACAGGCAUAGGGCACAUAGCCAGCGGCAAUCCUCUGAUUGGAAUAGUCGGCGUGGUAGUGACUAUGGCAUGCCGCUAUCGCGACAGUCGUCUCAGAAUCAACUCCGAAGCAAGUACAGCUAUAGUCAAAUCGACGAAAUGGCGAGGAGUUAUUCCAGCAGUGCUGUUCUACCAGUCCACCUUUUGCAAUCUCACACAGUUUCACAAGUAGCUACAGAGGAGACUGGGAGGGGCAGGCGGCGAUCUUCGCACAAACAACUCAAAGAGGGACGGCGUGAGUCUCGUGGCACGCAAAUGUCCCAAAGAGAGCCGAUUGAUCUUUCGCAGUUUGCUCUCAUCGAAGAAUAUCCUUCUGCUAGCUGUCCGGUGCACGGAAGUCGCCCUCCAUCUGGGACCAGGCGUCAGGACAGUUCUAGGGCCAGAGGGCGAUCAGGGAACCGUUCGCAACCUUUGCUAGAGGCGGAAACAGCUAGGAGACAAUCUACUAGGCGCGGCACGUCGCAGAAUGAAAGCCAGAGGGACGGCCACAGUCUAUCACACCGACGUACGCACUCGUCACAGCCUGAACAAGUCCGGUCCAGCAUUGAGACGAGACGGGGUGAGAAGGAGAGGUCCAAAGAAUCUACUGCAAAGACGAGUUCCGGCCCCAAGACGCCGACUGCCAUGCAAUUGAUUCCCGAUCUGGAGUUACUUGAUGGCCUCGAGAAAACGUUCUCUUUGCUGAAAUGCGUGGAAAAGACUCCAGCGCAUAUUGUGAGGCGACGUGUGAGCUCAGUCUGGUAGGAUACAUAUUUUGCUUGGUUUGGGCGGCCGGUGUCAUUUGACUUUGAUUUGCUUGAUUGAUUUAGCGAGAAUAUUUGCACCAUAGACGAAGUUUUUUCUCGUAAUGCUACGUAAAUCCAAGUGAAUGGCUCAAGUAUGGCACAUCUGAUUUUGUCACAUACUCGUACGGUAUAAGCAGGGCCUCACGAAUAUUACUCGUACACAGACGCCCGUCCCUUGCAUUUUAGACGUGCAUAAGCGAAAGGGAGGGGUUCUCAUGUAUACCGCAGCCACUGUAGGCAUGCGGCUUUAGUGCAUGUACCUUGGCUGCCGAGGUUCCAGGUUAAUAGCAUGUACAACGAAUGUGAUGGUGAUGCAACAGGUGC
Trichoderma harzianum CBS 226.95 is the source of this 3132-nucleotide messenger RNA. RefSeq lists its product as hypothetical. Gene Ontology annotation, molecular function: protein-N-terminal asparagine amidohydrolase activity; protein-N-terminal glutamine amidohydrolase activity. The transcript has 3 exons. The record is from RefSeq and is a predicted model, not a curated record. Lineage: Eukaryota; Fungi; Ascomycota; Sordariomycetes; Hypocreales; Hypocreaceae. Gene Ontology annotation, biological process: protein catabolic process. Bases 428 to 2767 code for a protein of 779 amino acids.